GUGUUUGAGAGAGAGGCGUGUGUGAGAGAGGAGAGGUAUGGGAGAGAGGAGAGGUGUGGGAGAGAGAGAGGUGUGUGUGUGAUAGAGAGGGAUGUGGGAGAGAGAGAGGUGUGUGUGAUAGAGAGGGGUGUGUGUCUGAGGGAGAAGUGUGUAUGAGAGAGGUGUGUGUCAGACAGAGGGGUGAGAGAGAGCGAGGGGUAUGUGUGUGAGAGAGAUGUGCGUCUGAAGGAGCUGUGUGUGAGACACAGGGCCGUGUGGGAGAGGUGGGUGUGCGAGAGAGAGAGAGAGUUGUACGUGAUAGAGGUGCUUGUGAGAGAGAGGUGUGUAUGUCACAGUGAGUAUAUGUGUAUGAAUGUGUGACAGCGAGUGUCUGUGGGGGGGGCUCGGGGUGAAUGUGUGUGUGGGGGGAGAUAAUCUGUGUGUGGGAGCAGCAGCAGGAACACUUAGACUUCCCCCCGACCUCUCUCGCUCCCUCUUUCAUCUCCUCCACAGGGAAGGAUCCCCAGGGGGAGCCGCCGGACCUCAGCCCCCCGGACGCCCACCUGUACCGGGUGUGCGCCUUCCACCUCGCCAGCCUUCACCGAGAGCUGGGAGAGUUCCGAGAGACCCUCGCCUCCCUGCCUCUGGAUCAGGCUCUCUUCUACAGCCAGGGAGGGCAGGACCUGCAGAAACCGGUGGGUCCCGGGACGAGCACGGAAUCCCCCCGGUUCCUGGUGGAGGAGGUGAGUCUGAGGGACCCUUCCCUCGGCGAGAGCCUCCACGACCUCCUGCGCCGCCUCGAACACACCGAGGACCUGCUCCAGGGCCUGGUGUCGGAUUGCCAUGAGAAAGCGGGACCCCCACCGGAACCCGGCCCGAGUUCUGAACCGCCCGGCGCCCGAUCCAGGCGCCGGCUCCUCGGCGUGCUGCACCGGAUGGCCGAACUGGGCUACGGCGGGCUGAUCAGGGCGGCCCGUGUGGAACUGGGACACCCCCGGGACGAGGCCGGGGCCGUGCGGCUGGCUCCCGCCGACUGCCGGGCGCUGGUGCAGGCGCUGGGCGACGGGACGACCCAGCGGCUGGAGCUGACCCAUUGCGGGGCGGGCCCGGGGGCGCUGGAGGAGAUGGUGGGGCGGCUGAUUCUGUGUACGUCACUCAGGUUAUCGUGGAACAACCUCGGGAAUGGAGGGAUGAAUCCCAUAGCCGCCUGUCUCCAGCAUCCCGACUGCCGUAUCGAGGAGCUGUGGUUGGACAACAACGACGUCGGCGAGGCAGGGUGCCGGAUUUUAGCCAAGGCGCUGGCCAGGAACAGCACCCUGCAGCGGCUCAGCUUGUCCCAGAACCCGAUCGGAGACACCGGGCUGAGAGCGCUCUGCGGAGGCCUCUCGUCGGGGGCACCUUCCCUGCAGCUGCUGCGCCUCUCGAGCUGCACGAUCGGACAGGGUCAGUGCGGACUCCUCGCCCGGACUGUCGCCUCCAGCCUCUCCUUCGUCUCGCUUAACCUCGACAAUAACCGCCUCGGAGACGAGGGCGUCCGCUCCCUCCUCGGCGCCCUCAGGCAGCCGGCCUGCAGACUCCGCACCCUCCGGCUCUGCAGCAACGGACUAACGCCGUGGGGCGCCCUGGAGCUGUCCCGCUCCCUCCGCGGGCUCCCCUUCCUCCGCCGCCUCACUCUCAGCUACAACCGGCUGGGGUCCCUGGGGGCCAAGCGCCUCUGCACGGCCCUCCGAGGAAGCACGUCCCGUCUGCAGAGGCUGGAGCUGGAGGGGGCCGGCCUGGCUGACGACUGCUCCCAAGACCUGGCGGACUCUCUGGGCUCGAACACCGCGCUCGCCGUCCUCUGCCUCAGCCGCAACGCCUUCACCGACCGCUCGCUGGAGUCCUUCCUCUGGCUCACCCAAACCACCCCCUGCCUCCAGACCCUCUGGCUCUGCAGGAACAAGUUGAGCGCCGAGGGAGUGCGGAGACUCCAGUCGGGAGCGCCGGAUGGGGUGACCGUGUUCGUCUGAACAGGUUGGGAGAGUGGCCCGCACCACCUCCCGUGUAAUGACUCCUUCCGGCCUGUGCGGGGCGCCCGAGAACGUUGGGCUCCGAGGUGUGUUUUUUUAAAAGCAUCUGAAUUGGUUUGUUGUUUAUCGUUUAGAGCUCAGUGCGUUUUUUUCCCUCGAGCGACUCUCUCUUUGUAAUGCGGUCUAGCUUGUGGAGUUUACUUUGAUGGGCUCGGCGAUUCCGCGUUACUUGUGCUAUUCAUUAGCGCUAAUCGCGGGGCUCUAGCUUUGAGUAGGUCACCUCUCGCGUUGUCGCUCGGCCGAGCUACCGCUGUUACUUUGGAAUUAUUAUGAAUAAAUUCUCGUCGCCGUCCUCUCCAUCAGAGUCUGCCGCUCCUCUGCAUUUGGAUUCCGGUAUUCCCCGUCAGUGUGCUGCCUCGGGGUCGGAGGUCAGGUGUACUAUCCCUGACGGGUGUCGUGAGUGGUGUUGUUUUGCGGCAGCGGCACAGUGUACGACAUGUCAAUUCAGAGCUCAAAAGCUCAAAAUAAAUU
This is a messenger RNA of Mobula hypostoma (lesser devil ray), 2519 nucleotides long. Its product is annotated as ribonuclease inhibitor-like. Bases 393 to 1988 code for a protein of 531 amino acids. Gene Ontology annotation, biological process: positive regulation of inflammatory response. Gene Ontology annotation, cellular component: cytoplasm. The record is from RefSeq and is a predicted model, not a curated record. Gene Ontology annotation, molecular function: protein binding. NCBI's taxonomy places the organism in Eukaryota, Metazoa, Chordata, Chondrichthyes, Myliobatiformes, Myliobatidae. The transcript has 9 exons.